Molecule: messenger RNA, 2712 nt
Organism: Babesia microti strain RI
Lineage: Eukaryota; Apicomplexa; Aconoidasida; Piroplasmida; Babesiidae
Exons: 3
Coding region: 1-2712 (903 amino acids)
Biological process (GO): intra-Golgi vesicle-mediated transport; early endosome to Golgi transport
Cellular component (GO): TRAPPII protein complex
Source: RefSeq, a predicted model, not a curated record
AUGGAUUCACUAAGGCCUCCCCUGAUCAUCGGAUAUACUGAUACUUGUGACUGCUGGCGUCUGGUAGUGCCUAUACUAAAUUUGAAUUUUCCGCUGAAAAUAGCAUAUAACUUAUUCCCCGGACUCAAAUAUUUACAACCCAAAUUUACGCCCAUUGACUACUCAACUUAUUCGCCAAUUGACGUGCCCUUUAUCGAACAGCCCUUUCUCUAUAUCCUGCUUAUCUCACUGCCAGACCUCAAGAUCUACAAGUCAAACACUAGGCCACUUAUCCAGUCAUGGUUGAAAAAAAUGUCUUAUAUUGAAGGGGAAAGGGCUAUAAUGAUAUACUCUGAGAACAAUAAAGACAACACAUCCACCAAGGCCGUUGACAAGGUUAGGCACGAUAUAUCAGUUGCGCAUCAUAAUAAGUGCCACGUUUACACACUGAGCUCCGAUACAUUUAAACACGCAGAUAAAUUCAUUGAUCUGAUUAUCGCAUGUUUAGUGGCACGCAGAGAACAUUUAGAAGAUUCAUACAACAUUAUGUGGAGCCGAAUGAUCCAAACAAGCGCUCCACUCUUUGAUUUUAAACAAAUUUUUAGCACCAGUGAAAAUUUGGCUUCAUUCUACAUGCAAACUUGCGAAUAUGCACAUGCACUUAAAAUUUACGACAGACUGGCUGUCAGCAAAGGUACUGAACUUGAUUUCCCAAAAUUUCUUAACUUAUUUGUUGAUAUAUCACAAACAUGCGAUUUGGAUCAGCCAACAAUAAUUUUGUCAGACAAACUAUAUGCUUGCGUGGAUGAAUUAACCAACCAGCAAAAGAGUUACCUCUACUUUUCUCAGUACCGCCUUGGCAUGGCUCUCCAAUUAUACCGCCUGAUUGGCAGUAGCAACCAAAAUACUAACUGUUUAAAAGAUUGCCUUGAGUUUAUAACCUCCAAUAGGAGGCUGAUGAAUGGCGUUGAACCCGCGGCCAAGGUCCACAGAUGGUUCCUAAAGACCACGUUAGAGCUCGCAAAUAGUUGCAUUACAACAGCCCUCUCAGCUCACUCAUUGUCAACACCAAUAAAUGAUGGUACUGUUACAGGGGAUAAAGGUGAAAAGGUAGAUGUAGAAAAUAGUGGGUUGUUGCAAGAAUACCGAUUACUUGGGAUGCUGUAUUCACAUGCUUACUUCUUGUCCAAAUUGGAAUCCGAUGAGGUUACCAUCGGUAGCUUGCGCGACACGGCCAUAAAUUAUUUCGAGAUGGGGGGGUACCACAGAUUCUCCAAGGCACUAUCGUUAUUAGAUGACGCCAGUGGGUGUGAAACGGGUAAAUGGGUCAGUGCCUGGGAUCUUCCAUAUCCGCCGUUUAUUUGUUUGGACGUUUCUUUUGGAGUGGCAGAGUUGUCGAAUAUGCCAUUUCCCACGCAAAUAUAUAACACUUUUAACAAUACAGCAGUGCCCUUACAAUUUUUUUGCCCCUUGAUCACAGCUAAAUCAGUGCAGCCAAUGCCACUCACAGUUGAACUUACAUUUUUAUCGGUUACAAAAGGGGAUGUGCUAAUUAAAUCCAACGUUCUUGUACCAGUCGGGGGCAGUGAAACAGAUAAAUUUAGGCUAAAAGAAUCGCUUAUUCUACCAGAAGGAAUGUGGCUGCUCAAGUUUGUGGCCCAUUAUGGCAAAAUUUUGUAUCCCCGUGAUAUUGCCUCAACAACCCUAUCCGAUAUGAGAUGUUUUGACAAUUUAUCCCUGUGUUCGUUUAAAUGUAUAAUUAAAGUCACUUGCCCAUUGUCACUAAAAAUGUACUCGGAUAAAGUGAUAGAGACGCUUGACUGUGCUCAAUGGGUUUGUGGCCACGACAACUACAUAGAAUUCACUUCUAUCGUAGACCCAUUCGAGCUAAUUUCCCCUAUCCCACUAGUCCUAAUUGACCCCUCAAAUGGCAAUGCAAUUGGCGAUUCUGAGUCAUAUACCUAUAGAUUCAACGCUGGCAGCUACAAGUUUCUGGUCGAUUGCCAUAUCGCAGAGAGAUUCGUUGGCCAUGUCGUUAUGAAGAGUUGUGACAAUUCCACGAUGAUUAAAACAAAAAUCGCUGUAUUCCCGCUAUUCGAAAUAAAUGUGCAUUAUAUGUCAGAACUCUUUCUCCAGCUUGAGAUUACAGCACUCAAGUCCAUCAACAUGCAGUUGCAAAUUGGUGCUCCAGGCACCGAGGGAUUGAAUGGGCCAGACGGUAAAGGCAGCCCAGAAAUAAGAUCAUUCCCACCCUUGAUUCCCCUCAUCCCUUUUUAUGUAAUACUUGACGGUGCGACAAAACAAUGUGAACAUACGCUAAUUAUGAAUUACGAGAAUAAGACCUACAAAUUCAGGGUCGACAAUUUGCUGGGCAAACAAAAUCAGAAUCAACGCAAACUGGGCGUUAGAAUCAGCGCCAGUGAUGAUGUGGGUACCGGUGAACCGUUUGCGGUGAGUUUGUAUGGAUCGGAAAGUGAGGCUGUUGCUUGUGAGUUUGAGGAUAGUGACGAUUUCAUUCUGUGCGGAUGGAAUAGAAAGGUUUUUCUGCAGGAAGAGUCAAAGUUAUUGCACGUACAGGUGCAUCUGAUCCCUGUUGGCCCUCAUGGGUCCAGUGUGCUUCCUCCCCUUAAGGUGACUAGCUACCCCAGCGACAAGUUGCUAGGGGUGUUGCAAAAGCAUGUGUACGUUGCACCCUCAAAAAUUGCGACCUUUAAAGUCACUGAGUUGCCUUAA